GGUGCCUCUCGUCUUUUUUAGUAUUAAAAUAAUAUAAAAUAAUUGCCUAUUGUAUAUCCUGAAUAUAUAAAUUUGGUUUAAUCAAUAUCUUUACCGCAAGACAAUGCAAUUCGUUCACUUAAGUGCUGUUUAUUGUGAUUUUCAAGGAUACGGAUAAAAACAUUAAGUGAUAAAUUAAUUGAUUAUAUUAUACUUGUUCCUUACUGUUUCAAUAUACUUGUAAAAAUGUUGAAAAGUGUUGCGAAAAAUUAAAAUGGUAACUUGUGAGUUGGAUAAAGAAAUUUCUGGCGAAGUGCUGGGACUGAAGCUACCUACAUGGCAGGCGCUGUUGCUGCACCGCGUUUUACCCUCUUGCGGUGGUUUCAUUGUCUACCUCACUGUCAUAUGCUUCGAUAUCGCGGUAAUAUACGAACACUAUCGGAAUAAGGAUAACGGACUAGGAGCAUUCUGCAUAAUUCUCCUGGUGCUACCAGCAAUCAUAUCUUUCGUUUUCACAUUGGCUUCUCCCCCGCCAAGUCUACAGACCGAACCGUCUGCAUUUACGGUCAACAUCGAAAAGAAAGACUGGAAGUGGAUUGUAAUGCAGAUCGUCAAUUGUUUGUUUUUUCCUAUAGCUGCAAUUGGACGAUAUUGUCAUCAAAUUUUCUGGUGGGUAGAAGCAGUAUGCGCUUCCCGAGUACAAGAUGAAGAGAGAACCGUUGAUGCUCUUUCUCGUGCCCGUGCCCCAUCCCCCUUGGAACUUUAUUUGUUCCUGCAAGCAUUCAUACAUUCAGCUCCAUUUGCCAUCGUAAAUAUUCUUGAUAUGAUGAGCGGAUAUCGCGAUCUCCACUUUGAUAAAGUCAGUGUUCAAGCUGUAAGCAUAAUUGCAGCUACAUUGCGAAUGGCGAGUACUGCUACAACGUACAGAAGAUUUUCAAGAGAAAAGCUUUGCGGCAGAAGGUACCCAUGGAUAAAUAACAAAAAAUCAGACGUCGGAACAAGUAACGAGGGCCAAGAAAAUGAAAAAGAAACAGAGGAAGAACCUAUAUAUGAACCAAUAUUACAACGACAGCCACCUUUAUUACAAAGUAUUAAUGAAGAUGACAGGAACAACGCGAACAGUGAUUUGAUUGAAUUCUCUCCGUCAUAUCCGCGGAAAGAACCAUGGUUCUAUGACUCUGAUUCAGGUAAUAGUUCAGAUUAUAUGCCUCCCGAAUUCGAAAGCCGAUGGUCACGAAAAACAUCGCAUAGCAGUGUGGACGCAUACAUACGACCGAUAUCAAUAAUAGAUAAAAUAGCACCUUGGAGGCGUAACGCACCUGUCACGAUUGAAAGAGUACAGAUAACACCUCCGCCGGCGGUACAAGCGCCACGGCCGAUGUCUUUAGCCGUUUGGGCUGAGAAAUUAGUGGAAAAUGCAGAAUCCAUACCGGGCUGGCUUUCAGCGCCUCACAGAAGCAAAUACAUUGCCCAGUUAAACGAACUUGAACCAGAAUUGCCACGUCGAGUGCCACGUGCUUAUAUACGUGGAUUAGAGCCUCAGGACGCGACCGCUGCGUUAGUACAGUUUCUAGGCUGGUAUUCCUUUUUCGUGGCUCGGUUGCUUUCUAUAGCCGCAUUCAUUAACAGCGUGCCCGUGGCGGCGAUCAUAGUCCUGUUCUCGCAUUACCAAGUGAUGCUCUUGUUGCUAAUCGUGCCACAAGCGAGCACAGUGCGGAGAGGUUUCUAUAUGUUCCUCGCAUUCAUAUUCUUGUUUUGCUUGAUGGAAUUCAAGAUCCGCUUCCGGCACGUGCGCGUCUGGCAUGUGUUCUGGAUUUUAGUGUGCACUGUAGAGACCAUUAUAUUCACCGGCUUGUGGUCAACUAUCGGCAGCAACUUGAAUGGUUGGUGGACGCUGUUCGUUGUGAAAAUUAUCUUAGGUAGUUUACUACUAAGCUUCAUGUGUUUUCUUGUGUAUUUCGUAUUGCUUAAACCCCGAGAAACGAUUGUUUAUAAAAACAGAACUAGUAAUUCUGGUAAAUAGCACCUAUGCUUGUAUGUCAAUAAGCAUUGUAUUCUUGGAAUCAAAUUAGAUCACGAGUAAUUUUGGUGCUUCUUUGUGUUUUCAAUUACGAAAGUAUUGGCUCUUUGUUCCGCGUGCAUCGGCGAAGCUAUAGUACUCUGUAGUAGGUAUAUAGAAUAUUGCUUAAUCUAAGUACGUGUAUGUUCUUAUUUUAUGAAGUUAAUAAUUUUGUACG
This is a messenger RNA of Hyposmocoma kahamanoa, 2216 nucleotides long. RefSeq lists its product as uncharacterized. Lineage: Eukaryota; Metazoa; Arthropoda; Insecta; Lepidoptera; Cosmopterigidae. The record is from RefSeq and is a predicted model, not a curated record. Gene Ontology annotation, cellular component: plasma membrane. Bases 254 to 2002 code for a protein of 582 amino acids. Gene Ontology annotation, biological process: engulfment of apoptotic cell; apoptotic process involved in development; phosphatidylserine exposure on apoptotic cell surface. The transcript has 4 exons.